AUGGAGCGCAUGGACAACCGAGAUCAAAAUUCUAUCGUCGCAGAGAAAGAACAUUUUCAAGCCAUUAACGAACACCCAGUGGACGACAUUUCUUUGGAAUUCUUUUACAAACCUCACACGGUGACACUGUUGACAGUUUCUGUUCUGGGUUUGCUGUACACGGCCUUCACGAGGGAGAAUGACAGUUCAGAGGCUAAUAUCUGGGGUGGGGUUUGUUGUGUGGUCUUCUUCUUCAUGAUCAUCAGCGUUCUGGCCUUUCCUAAUGGCCCCUUUACAAGACCCCACCCAGCCAUAUGGAGGAUGGUGUUUGGUAUCAGUGUACUCUACUUCCUUCUGCUGGUGUUCAUCUUGUUUCAAAGUUUUAGUGACGUUAAGAAGAUGAUUGGCUGGUUAUAUCCAGACUUAAGAAAUAGCAGCACAGACGAGAAGGAAUACGCUGUGAACUGUUCUCACAUCACAUUGGCACGAUUCUGGGCAUCAUUCGAUUUCUUUGCCUUCUCACAUUUUUGGGGCUGGGCACUGAAGGCACUACUGAUCCGGCACUAUGGCAUCUGCUGGACCAUCAGUAUCAUGUGGGAGAUUACAGAGAUGGCAUUUGCACAUUUACUGCCAAACUUCGCAGAGUGCUGGUGGGAUGCGAUCGUCCUUGACGUGUUGAUCUGUAACGGACUGGGCAUCUGGCUGGGGAUGUAUAUCUGUAACAAACUGGAGAUGAGGAACUACCACUGGGAGAGUAUCAGAGAUAUUCACUCUACCCCAGGGAAAAUCAGACGAGCUGUGUUACAGUUCACACCUGCCAGUUGGACACAUGUUCGCUGGUUGGACCCCAACUCUUCCUACAUGCGUGUCGUUGCUGUUGCAAUACUAGUAGUCAUAUUUCAGUUGGCAGAACUGAACACGUUUUUCCUGAAGCACAUAUUUAUUAUACCUGAGAGUCACACGCUGAAUGUGAUCCGUAUUUUACUGAUCGCGGGCACCUCCGCUCCGGCCAUACGACAGUAUUAUGGCUAUGUGACAGAUCCCCAAUGUAGGAGAGUGGGCACACAGUGCUGGGUGUUUUGUGCAAUAUCUAUCAUAGAAGCCAUCAUCUGUGUGAAGUUUGGGUUAGAGUUGUUCAAGCAGACAGAGGUUACGUACAUUGUCAUGUGGCUCUGGGUUAAUAUGCUGAGCAGUGUAGUGUGUAUCUACUUAUGUGCCCUGAUCGCUAAGAAAUGGAAGUUGUUUGAGGAACUCAUAGAGGAGGUUGUACCAAAAAUCAAACAGAAAAUCCAUGAGAAGGCCAAAAGGUCACCAGUUCGUACAGCAAAAUAUGUUGUCAACGGCAAUGCGGAGGAGAUGAACAGAAGGUACAAUUUGCGGCGACGUGAGAUAUCGAUAGCGACAAAACUCGCAAAUGGUCAUCACUUGUGAUGGGUGUAGGGCAGAAAACGAGUCCGUUUUGCGGUUGGCAUGGUAACUACACAUGCGGGAUCAGUCUUGUACGUCUGAUUAUUAAGGUGUACAAUUUAUUCGCAGCACUUGGUGCUGAGCAGCAGUAAAAGUAAUAGUCACCAGAUAGCAAGGAGGAGUUAUUUCCCCUUAGUAUAGAUGAUAUUAAGGACAUACUUACAUGUAUACAUUGAGAUUUUCAGAAUGGGCAUAUUUGUGAUUGUGAAGGGUAGUUUGGUAUGUGUAAAGUAGAGCAUGAAACUUAAAAACAGAAAAUAUCAAUCUUUCUUCCUGUAUUUCACUUGAAAUUUCGUCCAUGACUAUUUUCCUAAGUCACUCAUAUGCCUGAUUUUUUUAGUGUUUUUGGAAGGUAGGAUGAUAUCCUAUUGGAAAAC
Messenger RNA from Liolophura sinensis, 1823 nucleotides. Its product is annotated as phosphatidylserine synthase 1-like. NCBI's taxonomy places the organism in Eukaryota, Metazoa, Mollusca, Polyplacophora, Chitonida, Chitonidae. The record is from RefSeq and is a predicted model, not a curated record. Gene Ontology annotation, biological process: phosphatidylserine biosynthetic process. Gene Ontology annotation, molecular function: L-serine-phosphatidylethanolamine phosphatidyltransferase activity. Bases 1 to 1410 code for a protein of 469 amino acids. The transcript has 13 exons.